AUGCAGGUUGCAUUAGCACAGACUCUCAGACUGCUGGUUGAAGAGUCCUGUGGAGGGGGAAGCCAGAACGGGUGCCAGGUCAGGAGGGGUGCAGCCAUGCUCAGCACGUCCCAAACAACCGACUCUGGUUCAGCAGCUAUUGUUAGCAUAAAGGACACACCCACAGCAGUGAGCUGUAACUGCCAGCAGGCCAGGGAGCUGAUUCAGCCAGAAAGACUGAAAGGUCUGGGUGGAGAGCCACUUUUUGAGAUCACACACAACAUCACAGGAGUCCUUGGGGAGGACGUGUACCUGAGCUGUAGAUACCUAGGCAAGAGCGAGAUCCAGAGUGCAAAGUGGAGGCGCCACUCUAAAUUUAAAUCCAAGAGACUGGCAGGGUUUUUGUCUGGCAAGCCAUUUAGCCACGGAGACUUCUCAUACCCGGACUCUCCCACCAACCUGACAGUUCAGAUGAAGGUAUCCACUGUGGAAGCAGAGGGACAAUACAUCUGCGAGUUUGAAUCAGAGUACGAGUAUUACUCUGAUAGCGUGCUCCUCACUGUAGUAGCUCGGCCUGACAUACAGAUCCUGGUGAACGCUGAGACCAUAAACGGCACUCACUACCAGUCAGUGUCAUGUUCUGCAGUUGGUGGCCGGCCUGUGCCUCAGAUCAGCUGGCUGAUCAAUGGCCGUCCUCCCUCAGAUUCCUCCUUUACUGUGAACGUGACUGAAACUGCUCACUCAAACGGCACCUCCACCAUGAGCAGCAUCCUCCGCUUCCCCACCCACCUGCAGGAUGAGGACACCGUGAUCUGCGUGGUGCAACACCCAACCCUCUCAAACCCAAAACUCACCACAGCAAGGGUGGAAACCUACACGAGGCCAAAUGUGACCAUUAAAGCAGAGAUGGUACAACAAGGAGGAAGUGACUUCUGGGUGGUCUCUUGCAUUUCGUCUGGAGGGAGACCUGAUGCUGACAUCUCAUUGGCUUUGAGCAGCGAUAAAGAGCUGCAGAGGGAGGACAGCACAGACGCAGACAUGCAAACAAGCUCCGUCCUCCUCCCUGUGAUUGUCUACGAGGGGCACAAUGUCACCUGUGUCUUUGACCACCCCAAAUUCAUACACAAAGUGUCACAAGUCAUAACACUACCGUCUUUUUAUUUGUCCAGUGUUCAGUUGUUGAACCCAGAGGUGGGGAGCAAUAGUAACGACUUCCAAGGAACUGAAUAUUUUGAGCUGCAAGAAGGAAAAAAUGACACCAUCAUCCGCCUGCAGAUCAUGGGGAAUGUGCCACGUUACAAUGCUACCUGCAAAAAAGAUGACGGGCCAUUGCCUGAGGGUGUGGAGCUGGUUGGCAGCAGCCUCACGGUGCAGGGACCUGUGGAGUAUCAUCAUGCCGGCCUGUAUGAAUGUUUCUUUUCAUAUCAUCAUCUUGAAGCAAUGCUGAAGUUUAAUGUCACAAUUAAACCUCAAGAUAUACAGCCUGUUCCUCCCACAAUACAAGUUGACCUGCGGACUGAAGAUGGACGCACAGUGAUUGAGUGCUCAGCAGCUGAUGCUGUUCCUGCAGCCAACAUGUCCUGGCUUCUACCACCGGGUGUGUCUGGAGUCUCUUGGUUCAAUUUCACUUCUCAUAAUGAAAGCCACUCUGUCAGGGGAGUUUUACUCCUCCCUGCCUGCUCGCCAUGGGAGCUCACUGCAGAGUGUGUGAUAAAUCACCCUGCGUUUGAGGAGUCACGGAACAGAAGCAUAACCCUCCCUCUUUGCGCUCGCCCAAACAUCACCAUCAACUCCAGCACUGAAUGGAGAGAUGGAGACGAGUACACAAAGGUGGACUGCUCUGUGACCGGUGUUGCCCCUGCAGCAAACAUAACCUGGCAAGUUGGAAACAAAGACAACAGCAUCAGUUCUGUGAUGGAGACUAAAGUCCAGGCCGAUGGUUUGGUAUUGGCCCGUAGCUCUGCGCUUGUCUUGUCUUCUUUGUAUUCUGGUCAGAUUUUGACAUGCAUGGUGGAGCAUCCGAGCCUGGAGGCACCAGAGAAAAGAACAAUACACAUUCUUGUGCACCAAGCUCCUCUGCUGAGCGUGUCCAUAGUGAGGCAGCAGGACUCUCCGCUCUGGCUGGCAGUGUGUGACUGCAGAGGGGAGGGUGCGGGGACCAACCUCGCCUGGAUCCUUCCCGAAAAUGCCAAAGGCCAAACAUCCCUGAACUCAGAGUAUGAAGGGUUUGUCCGAAAAGCCAGGCUGACUUAUCAGUUUCCUCUGGCCCUUCAUGAAGGCCAGGAGCUGACCUGUGUUUAUCAGUUUGAACGUGGAGCCACAGAAAAGAAGAGCAUUCACAUCCCCAGAUACCAUAUCUCCGCUGUAAGAGUCUUAAACCGCACGACUCCUCUGCAAAGCCGCUACGGUGGCGAAGCCAUCGCACACAGACUGACUCUCCAGGAAAAUCAUCACAGCCAGAGAGUACUGCUCCAAGUCGAUGGCAAUGUGCCAGAGUACAACCUCAGCUGUAAAAGGAGUGAUGGCUCAUUUGUCCAAAUGGAUGGAGUUGCAAUGGUCUUCCAGCCGCAGCUCACAGAGCAGGAUGAAGGCCUGUACACCUGCCGAGCAUCCUUCUAUCACCACACAGCUGCCGUCAGCAUACAAGUGGAAGUCACAAGCAUGGAUAAACAGUUUGUACUUGUGACCAUGGUCUGCAUGUCUUCAGCCUUUGCCAUCAUCCUCAUCCUCGUUGUCACCCUCUGGGUGUGCUGUAAUAGAAUCAGCAGGACACAAUAUAAGCAGCAGGAGUCUCUCUCGGCUUUGACCUCUCUGAUGCAGGAGCCUGGCUCUCCUGAGGUGAAGAAGCCAGCAGUGACGGAAACCAACAGCAAGGAAUACGCUCAGCUGAUCCCAAAGGCUUGUGGGUCCUGUGAGAACAUGCGCCUCGCCUCGCCGCUGGAUGUGCUGUACAAAACCUCGUUAAUGUAGCGGAAACGGGCCGACUCCAGACGCUGCUCCAUGCGGGACCUGAGGGAGGCGGAGCGAUCCUGUUUUACCUCUUCUUCUGGUACCUCUGGCUCGUCUUCCAUCUC
Messenger RNA from Plectropomus leopardus (leopard coralgrouper), 3053 nucleotides. Lineage: Eukaryota; Metazoa; Chordata; Actinopteri; Perciformes; Serranidae. The record is from RefSeq and is a predicted model, not a curated record.